CCUUUCCAUUCAAUUUCGCCCAUCAAUUCCCCCCUUCUGCAAUUGCAUUCAGCCACAGAUGCUGUCCAGCUCGACCUUCGGCCGUCGAGCGGCCCUGCGCGCUGCCAAUUGCCGUCAAUGCCUUUCGCAGCCUGCAAACCGCCGAGGUUUGGCUGCUCCCGCUUCCGGCUCCUUUCAAUAUGAGUCGAGUGAAGCGGCCGGUGUCAAGAUCGCCUCUAGGGACUUUGCCGGCCCUACUACCACCUUGGCCCUCGUUGCAAAAGCCGGAACAAGGUUCCAGACCUAUCCUGGUGUGACGGAGGGUCUGGAGAAGUACGCUUUCCGGACCACCGAACGAAGAUCUGCCCUUCGCAUCGUUCGGGAAGCGGAGCUUCUUGGUGCCGAACUGUCUUCCUACCAUACCCGAGAGAAUCUGAUACUGGGUGCCAAAUUCCUUCGCCAGGACCUUCCCUAUUUCCUCGAGCUCUUCGCUGAGAUUGUUGGAAGUACCAAAUACGAACCCCACGUCUACGAUGAGGAAAUCAAGCCUUUGAUACAAAUGGCUCACAAGAGGCACAUUGACAACACGACUGAGCUGGCAAUCAAUUCUGCCCACAGCCUAGCAUUCCACCGUGGCCUUGGUGUUCCUCUAAGACCAUCAUCGGCAACACCGUACACGAAAUACGUCGAUGCUAACUCAAUCGCCGAGUUUGCUUCCGCUGCAUACUCGAAGUCCAACUUCGCCCUCGUUGCCAACGGGACGAACCACGGAAACAUGGCCAAGUGGGCUGGUCAAUUCUUCUCAUCGGCCAAGAACUCAUCGGCGAAGGCACUCGAAAGCCCACCAUCGAAGUACCAGGGUGGUGAGGAACGUAUUGCCCACAACUCCGGCAACACCAUGGUCCUCGCAUUCCCAGGGUCGAGCUCGUUCACCGGAGGGUCCUACAAGCCCGAAAUCCAAGUCCUGGCUUCUCUUCUCGGCGGCCAGUCCAGCGUCAAGUGGUCAUCCGGCUUCUCAUUGCUGGCCAACGCCGCCGCGCCGUUCCCCAGCGUCAAGGUCGCAACCAAGAGCGCGAUUUACUCCGAUGCCGGCUUGCUUUAUGUCACUCUGGAAGGUUCGGCCAAAGACGUUGCGGGCGCGGCGCAGGAGACCGUCAAGACCAUCAAGGCCAUCGCUGGUGGUGACAUCAAGAAAGAUGACAUCUCCAAGGCCAUCGCACAAGCGAAAUUCAAGGAAUUGGAAUACGGCCAGCAGCUUUGGGCGGGCCUUGAACUGACGGGUUCCGGACUUGUACAGAGCGGCAAGGUGUACCAAAUCGAUGAGACGGCCAAGAAGCUGGAAGCCGUCACCGAAGAGCAAGUGAAGAAGGUAAGUUCCGUUCACAUCUCCCCAAUGUCCAAGAAUGAUGCUAAUCGUGUCAUGAACGUAGGCUGCAGCGACCCUCCUUGAAUCCAAGGCGACGGUAUCAACGGUCGGUGAUCUUUAUGUCCUUCCAUGGGCGGAUGAGCUUGGUUUGAAGAUUUGAAGAUUUGAAGAUUUGAAA
This is a messenger RNA of Eremomyces bilateralis CBS 781.70, 1523 nucleotides long. RefSeq names its product ubiquinol-cytochrome C reductase complex core protein-like protein 2. Bases 59 to 1429 code for a protein of 456 amino acids. The record is from RefSeq and is a predicted model, not a curated record. NCBI's taxonomy places the organism in Eukaryota, Fungi, Ascomycota, Dothideomycetes, Eremomycetales, Eremomycetaceae. The transcript has 3 exons. Gene Ontology annotation, cellular component: mitochondrion. Gene Ontology annotation, molecular function: metal ion binding.